Messenger RNA from Schistocerca gregaria, 2147 nucleotides. Its product is annotated as putative beta-carotene-binding protein. The transcript is spliced from 6 exons. The record is from RefSeq and is a predicted model, not a curated record. Lineage: Eukaryota; Metazoa; Arthropoda; Insecta; Orthoptera; Acrididae. Bases 31 to 801 code for a protein of 256 amino acids.
CGAAGCCGCAACGUCCAGCAAAGCCCAGACAUGUGCUGCCGUAUCACCGUCGCCUCCUCUCUGCUGCUCGUUGCCGCCCUGGCCGUCGCCGAGAUAGCGACACCUCUCGGCGUCAAGACAUGUGCUGACGACCAGCCUAACGUCGUCGAAUGUCGGCGGAAGGCUCUGCAGGACGCAGUGCCACAUCUGGCUACUGGCAUUCCGCAGAUGGGUGCCGCACCCAUCGACCCCCUGGAAGAGCUGCCACCGCUGACGUGGCAGACCAACUCCAGAGGGAUGGCCCUCAAGUUCCGUCUCGACAACGCCCGUUUCAGCGGCCUGGGCCGCUCCGUCGUCGACAACCUGCAGGUGGAUAACGUCAACAACCGCAUCCGCGUCGUUACCCACAUUGACGGCGUCAACGCGUUAGAGGGCGCCUACGCCAUGUCCGGAAAAGUCCUUGGCGUCCCUCUGGACGGCAGUGGUUCCUUCAAGGUUUCUAUGCGCGGAGGAAACGCGGACGUGACGUACGCUGGACACCUCGAGGCUGCUGACGGUGAUCAGUCAUACCUCAAGGUGGACUCUGUCAGCGUCAAGCUCGACUUGGGCCAAAGCCAGUAUGAACUCACUGGCCUCUUCGGGGACUACAAGCCUCUAGUGCACGCCGGAAAUAUGUUCAUAAACAGCGUCGCCACGAAUGUUGUCCAACCCGAACUCCUGCCGACGCUGGAGAAAUGGUUGGCCGAAGUAUACCGCCAGCGUGCACAAGCAGUCUUCAGUAGUGUACCCUACGACCAGCUCUUCCCAAAGAGGUCCGUUUAAAACGAUUCCUUCAGUGCGGUCAAACCACAACAUGCUUGAUGUCUCAAUUAUUGCAAAACUUCCUAUUUAUUGCAUGGAAACUAUAUUUCCAUCACUAAUGAAACGAGGCGGCUUAUAUGUCCGCAGUUGUUUGACUGCAUAAAACAGGCUAUUUGUUUAAGAUUGCUAAUAUCAGCGCACGUGAGAUCCGUAUCUACCCGAAGACUGCAGUUGCAACAAUGCACACAUUUCAUUCGUUUCUAAGGCUCACGCUACUUAUAUUAAAGUACUAACGUAGACAUUUCUCCCCCUGUAAGAUAAUUUAGUUAGUAAUUAGUUUCACACACCAGGACAUUUCGGUAAAAUACAAAUUUAAUUGCUGAGCGAGGUAGAGCAAUAUUCAAGACAUUAAACUCUCUAUGGUGUUCAAACCAUCGUCUGUCCAUCCAAAUUUGGUUUUUCUGACGUUUUCCUAAAUCAUUUAAAGUACAUACUGGGAGGGAUCCAUCGACGACGUCACAGACAAGUUCUUCCUCACCCUUCUCAAUUUCAGCUCCUAAUCACUGUAACUAGGUUUGUGUGUACUGACCUUAAUAAACAAGAACCCUAUGACGGGCCUUAUGUAACAAACCAAUUUCAGUUAUGGUUUGGUUGAAUUCGGCCCAGAAACUUUAAUCGGGAUAGCACUUGUAUAGACAUUCCACACAAUCGAUGAAGGUGUCUCUUUACUUGAUGCUUCACUGUGCUGAGCUUCAUCGGAUUAGGUGUUUUUCAUGCUGUUUUACAUAAGAGCAGAAUCUAUAGAUAUCAAAGUUUAUAACAAAUCUCUCAUGUUGAGUACAAGGUGGUCAGUAUUGAUGAAAGCGCACUGGUGUUUCAAAUCGUAAAUUACGAACAUUGACAGAAAAUGUUUCAGUUUUUGGAAAUCUUAUUUUCUGUCGUAGUACGUCUACAGCAUUUUAUUUUCUCGAGCUGUCAGUUAUAUCAAACUUUGUGCACUCUCUUUAUAGCCGACAAAGACAAAGAACCAAUGCAAUACUACCGUGUCUUCGAGUACAUACUGGAAUCAAAGGCGCUGAUGACUUACAGAGAGCAAAUUUCUUUUACGUACACAGAUAAGACUCUCGAAACACGUUCUUACUUCAAAGUAAGCACGGCAGUACUUCGAAUAUAUACAUACUACAAAUUAACAGUAUAUUUUUAUUAAAAAAGACAUUCUGGGUAGGACCAGUUUGUCGAAGAAUCGGUAAUGACUGUUAUAUUAAUUCUAGUGUUAAAUAACGAUAUAACUGUGUGUAUGUUUCGAAAUAUUUUAAUUUUGUGAAAUAUUGUGUCAUAAGUAAUAAAAACAUCUGCGACUAAUUUGA